AUGAUCGCAUUCAUCCUCGGGUGGCUCUCUUUAUUCGUCUUCCUCGGCGCCGGGUUAGGGAUGAACAUGUACAUCUUAGUCUGCUUGACUGAUUUACAAAACGACUUCAUGAACCCUCACGAUACGGCGAAUCGAAUUAACAAAUUGGUGAAACCGGAAGUUUUGUUCCACUUAGUGGUGGUUAUUAUCACGUCUGCGAUGAGACGAUUUGGAUUGUGCGCGAUGCACUUACCCGUUCUGUUGUAUUCUUUGAAGUUAUAUAGCAAGAAGGAGAUUUACGUGGACGUGACGGAGAUAUUCAACGUGUUAGAUCGAGAGAAGAAAAUUCGAGGGUGGAAAGUUGUUUUCUUUUCCGUCGUUUUUAUAAUAACGACGUAUCGAUUAGUGGAAGAGGUAGUGCACACGAUGAUGACGGAUUCGGGGAGGAAGAUUGCGGCGCAAGUUUUGCGAGACGCCGCGAGUUCGAAUUUAUAUCACCUUUAG
Bathycoccus prasinos is the source of this 483-nucleotide messenger RNA. RefSeq lists its product with no specific name. The transcript has a single exon. The record is from RefSeq and is a predicted model, not a curated record. Gene Ontology annotation, biological process: vesicle-mediated transport. The coding region runs from base 1 to 483 and encodes 160 amino acids. Lineage: Eukaryota; Viridiplantae; Chlorophyta; Mamiellophyceae; Mamiellales; Bathycoccaceae.